Molecule: messenger RNA, 1281 nt
Organism: Lodderomyces jiufengensis
Lineage: Eukaryota; Fungi; Ascomycota; Pichiomycetes; Serinales; Debaryomycetaceae
Product: phosphatase
Exons: 1
Coding region: 1-1281 (426 amino acids)
Cellular component (GO): plasma membrane
Molecular function (GO): phosphoprotein phosphatase activity
Source: RefSeq, a predicted model, not a curated record
AUGGGAGUUUUAUCAUUAUUUUGUUGUUCUGAUUCAACUGAAGAUAAUGAAGAUAAAAUGCAACAACAACCUCAACUGUCUCAUUCUCAACAAAAUAGACCAAUAUCAAGGCAACAACAACAAUCACAAAAAAAUAAUCAAAUGUCAAAUGGAUUAAAAUCUAAAAAUCAUUCAUCAUCAUCUUCAAAUUCAUUACCAAUAGCAACAAAUGAAAACAACAACAAUAAUAAUAAAACCACUAAUAACAACAACUCAAAACUGAAUAAUAAAAACAAUCAACAACAUUUACAACAACAAAAUCAAGAUGAAAUACUACCAUCAAAAGAAUUAAAUCAUAAUGAAAAAUUACAAAAUCGAAAGAACACCAAAAAGGAUUUAUUAGAUGAUGAUCAUUCAAUUAAUGAAACAGAUACAAUAACAAAUACAAAUGAAGAUUCAAAUAAUCAUACACCAAAAUCAUCACAAAAUGUGCCGCAAGAAUUAACAGAUAACAACCACAACAAAAUAUUAAAUGCAGGUGAUAUAAUAGCACAAGUAAGUCCAAAUGAACAACCAGCUCCAAUCCCCAAUCAAUCACAACAACAACAUCAACCACCACCACAACAACAAUCAGAUGAAGUAGAUACAGAUGUAGAUGAAUAUUAUGAAGAUGAUGAUAUGAAUUCCAAUAAUUCAACAUUAGAUUUAACAAGAUUACAAACAGGUCAAGCACAUAAUGAAGAAACAGGAUCAUUAUUAGGUCAUAAACCAUUAAAAUUUCAACAAAAAAAAUGUCUUAUUUUAGAUUUAGAUGAAACUUUAGUUCAUUCAUCAUUUAAAUAUUUAAGAACAGCAGAUUUUGUAAUACCAGUUGAAAUAGAUAAUCAAAUUCAUCAUGUUUAUGUAAUAAAAAGACCAGGAGUUGAUGAAUUUUUACAAAAAGUUGGGAAAUGGUUUGAAGUUGUUGUUUUUACUGCAUCAGUAUCAAAAUAUGGUGAUCCAUUAUUAGAUAAAUUAGAUUUUAAUAAACUGGUUCAUCAUAGAUUAUUUAGAGAUUCUUGUUAUAAUUAUCAAGGAAAUUUUAUAAAAAAUUUAUCACAAAUUGGUAGACCUUUAAAAGAUACUAUAAUUAUUGAUAAUUCUCCUGCAAGUUAUAUUUUCCAUCCUCAACAUUCAAUACCAAUAAGUUCUUGGUUUAGUGAUACUCAUGAUAAUGAAUUAUUGGAUUUAUUACCAUUUUUGGAAGAUUUAGCAAAACCUGUUGUUGAUGAUGUUGCUUUAGUUUUAGAUAUUUCACUAUGA